Tachysurus vachellii is the source of this 3738-nucleotide messenger RNA. RefSeq names its product sema domain, transmembrane domain (TM), and cytoplasmic domain, (semaphorin) 6Bb (gene sema6bb). The transcript has 17 exons. The coding region runs from base 388 to 3027 and encodes 879 amino acids. Lineage: Eukaryota; Metazoa; Chordata; Actinopteri; Siluriformes; Bagridae. The record is from RefSeq and is a predicted model, not a curated record. Gene Ontology annotation, biological process: negative regulation of axon extension involved in axon guidance; positive regulation of cell migration; semaphorin-plexin signaling pathway. Gene Ontology annotation, molecular function: chemorepellent activity; semaphorin receptor binding.
GCUGAACAGCAGCUCACGGGAAUCAGUGUGUGUGUGUGUGUGUGUGUGUUUCUCCUGGGACAGGUGCUCCUGCUGUUUCUGUGUGUAUGCUUUUUGUGUGUGUGUUUCACUUGGUGUUUUAGCCACGCAAACAGACGAGCCGCACGCGCGACAGUUGUCUCUAGCCGGUAUGGCACGGCGACAGCGCGCGCUAUCCGACCCGGACAGGUGCGCGAGACAAGAGGAGCUUUGACUUUUUCCUUCCACAUCUUUUUUUUCUUCUUUCUUUUGCUUUUCACUUCACGGCCGGUGUGUGGAUUUAUUUGGCGUCUGCGAGCUCAAGACUUGAGGAGCGCGCGUGUGUACCGCUUCACUACGGAGGACACGCUUCAGCCGUCAGCAGCCACCAUGCUUUUGUUCGGACUCUUCUGGCUGGUCCAGUUGGCGAGUUCUGCAUUUCCAGAAGAACCCGGAGCCCUGAACAUCAUUCCUACUGAAGUGGUGAGGAGGUAUCCGGUCUUCCUCGGCAGAGCUCACAGCUCGUCUGUUAAUCAGGAGCCGCUACACAUCCAGAGAGUUCUGCAGGUCAAUCGCACGCUCUACAUCGGAGCCAGGGAUGACCUUUUCCGUGUGGAGCUGGACAACAUGGUUGGAGACGAGAUGUUUUACAGUAAGAAAAGGACCUGGGAGUCUAACAAGAACGACAUCAAAAUCUGCAAGAUGAAGGGCAAGCAUGAGGACGAAUGUCGUAACUAUAUUAAAGUCCUGCUGAGUCGACAAGGCGGUCUGUUCGUCUGUGGCACCAACGCUUUCAACCCUCUGUGCGCAAACUACACAGCAGACAAUCUGGAGAUGAUGGGUGAGACAGUCAGUGGAAUGGCGCGAUGUCCUUACGACCCCAAACACGCCAAUGUCGCUCUGUUCGCAGGUGGAAGCCUCUUUACUGCAACAGUGACUGAUUUCUUGGCAAUUGAUGCAGUGAUCUACAGGAGUUUAGGCGACACUCAGACACUGCGCACCGUCAAACACGACUCCAAAUGGUUCAGAGAACCCUACUUUGUCAGUGCUGUGGAGUGGAGAGAACACAUCUACUUCUUCUUCCGUGAGAUAGCCAUGGAGUUCAACUACCUGGAGAAGGUGGUGGUAUCACGUGUGGCACGUGUGUGUAAGAGUGAUGUGGGCGGGUCUCAGCGUGUGUUAGAAAAACAGUGGACUUCUUUCCUGAAAGCUCGACUCAACUGCUCCAUCCCCGGAGACUCGCACUUCUACUUCAACCUGCUUCACUCCACCAGCUCGGUCCUACAGCUCCAGGGGAGAGACGUCAUCCUCGCUGUGUUCUCUACCCCCGCCAACAGUAUCCCCGGCUCGGCGGUGUGUGUAUUUGAUAUGGAGCAGCUCUCUGUGGUGUUUGACGGCAGGUUUAAGGAGCAAAAAUCUCCUGAAUCAAUCUGGACACCGGUGGCAGAUGAGCUCAUCCCCAAACCCAGACCUGGUGGUUGUGCUGGUCAGGGCUCCAAGUUUAACUCGUCCACUUCGUUCCCUGAUGAGAUGCUGAACUUUGUAAAGACUCACCCUCUGAUGGAUGAGGCCGUGGCGUCUGUGGGACAGAGACCCUGGAUCAUCAGGACCAUGGUCAGAUAUCAGCUCAAUAAGAUGGUGGUGGACACGAACGCUGGUCCUCAUGGCAACCGUACUGUCGUCUUUCUUGCUUCCAAUCGCGGCACCAUCCUCAAAUUUCUCGUCACUUAUGAUGGAGACAACAUGGCAUCUAGAAGCAACGUGUUCCUGGAGGAGCUGGAGGGCUUCAACCCGGAGAAGUGUGCUACAGACUCUCCUCAGGCCAGGCAGCUCCUGUCUCUCUCUCUGGACUCAGUCAGUCACACGCUGUUGCUGGCUUUCCCAUCCUGUGUGAUCCGAGUCCCAGUAGCUCGCUGCCAUCUCUACUCCCGCUGCAUGAAGAACUGCAUCGCCUCGAGAGACCCGUACUGCGGCUGGACUAAAGGCAGCACCUGCUCCUUCCUCCGACCCGGAACCAGGCUUCCCUUCGAGCAGGACGUGGAUCACGGGAACACCUCGCAGCUGGGCGACUGUGACGGGUUACUCCAGGAGAGUUACGUAGAGGAACCGGACGGCUUGGUGUCUGUCAACCUUCUCAUCAUGUGUGCGGUGUCUGCCUUCACCACCGGUGCGGCGCUCUCCGCCCUGAUGAUCUGCUGGCUCAUGACGUUCAAGCACCGGCGCUGCUCCAGGGGCGGGGCUUCAAGCCAGGCCGGGCGUCGCCAUGCUGACAGGGAGCAGUGUGUGCUUGGACACGGGAGUAGCAGCUCAGCAAUAAGUGUGACGAGGAUCAGCGGCGUCGAUGCACAGAUGGAGGAACUGUUCACCAACGGCUGGACAAAAUCCGGAGAAAUCCAGGAUCCCGGAUUGCCGACUCCGGAGCAAACACCGCUGCAGCACAAACGUCCUGUUCCUGACGUCCAUGACCACGCCCAUCUGCACCAGACCGACUCGGAUUGGGAGCAGAGCCAAACAUUUAUCACACAGACGGGUCCGAACGCCUCCAUCAUGUACCUGAGUUCUGGUUACUUACACGGCGGAGACGGAGGCCAGCAGGACGAUCUGACUCUACCGAACGUUGAAAGGCAGCGCUAUCUCAUCCUUCCUCAUCCAGCCAUACAGAAAGACCAAAGCAGGCAUCAUCCGGCUCCGAAGACACGUAAUUCUGCUGGCGAUUACCGACCGGUGACACCUCAAGACUCACCCGAGCGCAGGAAGGUGGUAUCCACUCCGAACCCGCACUCAGAUUACAGCAACCCGCUGCACUGGAGCCAAAACAACAUCAGCAACAACGCUAAACCCAACAGACAUCACCACAACUAUCCGAUACAGCCACGUACCAAUGCAGCGCUGGUGCGACCCGCCGUCCUUCAUGCCACCAGGGGGCUUGGCGAGAUGCAGGACUUCAGCCAUGUUCUGGGAAGGAGAAUGGACAGCGAGAGGGACGUGAGGAGAGAAAGAGACAGGGAGUGUACGUCCAACGGACAGUAAAGAGACAGAGAAGCUCCCUCUUUCCCAGGGAGCCGUGAUUCCCAAAACCUUCCCGGAAAUCUGCCUCACUGCCGUCUAGAAAAUCCCACAGUGUUGCUUGAAAGUGACCGAGUGAGACAGGAUCCAAACCAAGCAUCGAGCUGAGCACUUGCUAGUUCCAGAGCCUCAUUCCCAAAAAAACCUCAACACCCCUUCAACCCCAAACCCCUUUAUCACUGAGCAUGUUAUCAAGGUUCUCCACAGCCCCUCUGCAGACGACACGGAGCCACAUUUCAGGAACCCGGAUCUCAGAAUACUGUGAAGUGUUCACUCGACUCUACAGCCAACAGUAGCAAGUCUCUCUGAGAGGAAACUCUUCACUUCUUCGCUAGUGUGUGUGUGUGUGUGUGUGUGUGUGUGUGUGUUUGAUAUACACAGCAUCCUGACACCAGAGGCAAGUCUAGCUCUCAGCUCAAGGACUCAAAGGACGUACAGGCGACUGAGCCGAACACCGAGCCGAGAUCAAACACGCUCUUUACACCUGUGUGGAAGAAGAGUUCAAAGUGACUUAAAGCAACUUGAUUGCGAUUUUAUUUUUUAAAUCGAGCGAACACGUGGACACGUGAGAGACGAACGUCCUGAUUUUGACCUGAAGACAGGCUCUCUAUAACAAGCCCUCGAUUCGUUUGUAUCAACAAACUUUCGUGUUUUUUUUUUUUUUUGUUUUUUUUU